CCUUCCCCACCCUCCAGCCGCCUGCGCCUCCGUCGGGUGCAGGCAGGGGGCCCGGGAAGCGUCUGGACUUCACAGACCUUUCCUCUUCGUUCGGUGGCUGGCCAGAUGCAGUACUGGCCAUUUUCUGCUUCCGAUCUUUACAAUUGGAAAACCCAUAACCCCUCUUUCUCUCAGGACCCCCAGGCUCUGACUGGGCUGAUCGAGUCAAUUUUAUUGACUCGACAGCCCACCUGGGAUGAUUGUCAGCAGCUUCUGCAGACCCUCCUCACUACUGAGGAAAAGCAGCGUGUCUACCUUGAGGCACGGAAAAACGUCCCUGGAGCAGAUGGCCGACCGACCCUACUGCCAAACGAAAUCGAGGAGGCGUUUCCCUUAACCCGUCCUGAUUGGGACUACACCACCGUUGCUGGUAGGGAGCGACUUCGUCUUUAUCGCCAGAUUCUCCUUGCGGGUCUCAGAGGGGCUGGAAAGCGCCCCACCAAUUUGGCCAAGGUACGUGCAGUAGUACAGGGGGCUGAGGAAACGCCGGCAGGCUUCCUAGAAAGAUUAAUGGAAGCCUACCGUAUGUAUACCCCGUUUGACCCCCUGGCAGAGGACCGGCAGGGAGAUGUAAUCAUGUCCUUUAUAGGACAGUCAGCGCCGGACAUCCGCAAUAAAUUGCAGCGGCUAGAGGGGCUUCAGGGGUAUACUAUACAAGAUUUAAUGGCCAGGCCAACCAACCUCAAAGGUCGACCAUUCCGAGGAACAGAAAGUCACCCACUUUUUACUUUUGACGUCGAUCGACUGAUUGAAUUGGACACCCUCAAACCUGAAAAACCCUUAGCUCCUCCAGGCGAGCAGGAAGACCUUUUUGAUAUUUCACCACCUUAUUCCCCCCGCCUCCUUAGAAGGGCACCUUAUAUCCCCCGCUUUCCAAGAAGCGAGAGAAAAGACGGCAGCAGCGGAGUGGUGAGGCUGGGCGACAGCGGCCCCUCCCUCGCUGGGAUACAUGUGGUCCGUCACACGGUUGGGGACAGUGUUGGGGAUGCAGGCCCUGCCCAGGUUCCCGUGGAUAAUGCUCCAUCACCUCCUGCGGUGUCCGGGACGGGCCCACACUCGUACCCGGACCUUGCAGCUGGUCCACAACCACAUAGAGAAGCAGUUGAUUGCCGUAUACUAAUCCAAGUGCCCUGCGCCCCCGCAUUCAUACUCGAUUGUGACUGUCGUCUGCGCCCGCAAGUACCAGACUAA
Molecule: messenger RNA, 1230 nt
Organism: Lepus europaeus (European hare)
Lineage: Eukaryota; Metazoa; Chordata; Mammalia; Lagomorpha; Leporidae
Biological process (GO): virion assembly
Source: RefSeq, a predicted model, not a curated record